CGUAGCCCUGUGAGCUAGUGGAUCGGCCGUGCUCCCUGUAGUCGCAGUCUGCAAGGAAAGCGUCGGGCUUGGGCUGUCUCGAAUUCGGCAAAAACACCUAAAAGACGUCCAGUUUCUUCAUUUUCCAAGUGUGACCUGCAUACAGCAGAGCAAGACAAGAUGAUGUCCGAAAAGAGAAAGAAGGUUGAAGCCAUGACCCGUGACCUUGAGCUCCCCAAUGAUGUACUGCAAAAAGUAUCGGCCAAACUUCUUGAUGAAUUCAACAAAGGCCUUGGAAAAGAAACUCACAAAUCGGCAGAAGUCAAAAUGUUCAUUACCUACGUGAGGGACGUUCCCAAUGGUUCAGAAACUGGAACAUUUCUAGCUUUGGAUUUGGGUGGAACUAACUUCAGAGUUCUACUCAUCGAUAUUGAUGGCGAUAGAUUCAGCAUGCAGAACGAAAUUUAUGCUAUUCCUCAAGAAGUCAUGGUUGGAACUGGCGAAGAGUUGUUCGAUCACAUAGCUGACUGCAUGUCUAAGUUUAUGGACAAGUAUCAAGUCAAGGACAAGAAGCUUCCCCUGGGCUUUACAUUCAGCUUCCCUUGUCGACAAGAGGGUCUCACAAAGGCCAGAUUGGUUCAAUGGACCAAGGGCUUCAAGUGCAGUGGUGUUGAGAACGAGGAUGUAGUGCGUCUGCUGAGGGAAGCAAUCAAGAAGCGUGAGGACAUCAAUAUUGAUGUUAUGGCAAUAGUGAAUGACACAACGGGAACUCUCAUGUCAUGUGCUCACAAAAAUAAGGAAUGCAGGCUCGGGCUCAUUGUCGGAACUGGAACGAACGCAUGUUAUAUGGAGAAAAUUGAAAAUGUGCAACUCUGGGAUGGAGACAAUGACGAACCUCGACAAGUCAUCAUCAACACAGAGUGGGGUGCAUUUGGUGACCAUGGCUCCUUGGAAUUUGUGCGAACACGUUAUGACAGAGAAAUUGAUUCGGCUUCACUCAACCCUGGAAGGCAGCUGUUUGAGAAGAUGAUCUCUGGCAUGUACAUGGGGGAGCUUGUCCGUCGUAUCUUGGUACACCUUGCCGAGGAAAACUUGAUGUUCAGCUCAAAACUUUCUGAAAAAAUGAAGACCCCAUAUCUCUUUAAGACGAAGUACAUUUCUCAGAUUGAAAGUGACCCCCGAGGUGUCUAUGAUGAAGCCCACAGCGUAAUGGUCAAGAUGGGCAUGGUUGGCACGGAUGAAGACUGUGAAUGUCUCAAGCUCAUCUGUGCUCGUGUGUCGUCGCGUGCAGCCCAUCUGGUGUCGGCAGCUGUGGCCACCAUCCUUAACAAGAUGAAGCGACCCCACACCACUGUCGGUGUUGAUGGCUCAGUGUAUCGGUACCACCCCAGAUUCCACAAUCUUAUGGAGGCAAAAAUCGCUGAACUGGCCAAUCCUCAGUAUAAGUUUGACCUGAUGCUCUCUGAAGACGGAAGUGGCCGCGGUGCAGCCUUGGUGGCAGCUGUUGCUGUACGCACGAAGAAGGAUAAAGCUCCGUAAAACCCUUGAGACAGCAAUACUGAGCCUUCACUAUACUGCGGUCUGUCGUGAGAGACUAUUUAUUGGACACCAUGUUAAAAUAUACCCAAAUUGCCACUCUUGCUGCAGGGCUUCAGGCUUUUACCGCCAUUGGAAAUAACUGUGCUGGAACUACAGCCCAGGGUACUCGUUCUUGCACACUUAAACUGCUUAGCAUGAGCAAGAGAAUAUGGGAGCAUGCUAUGUAUGUGAUGCAUGUGUUGUAGAGAAUGGUUGCAAAAAUGUUCAACUUGGUGCCACGUUGGUACUACGAGCAGAGGAAUCAACAUAAAGCAAUCACAGGUGCCUUGUUUGGCUUAGGUGCUGGUUGUAUCCAAGAGCCUCAGUAACACUACCAGUGAGAUCACACUUGCUCUCUUGGGUGGUUACUGCCCUGUCAGCCCUGCAUGUGGAAAAGAAUAUUACCAUGACACAUCUCAUGUCAUGACAUUCAUGUGUAAUCUCAUUGUCUCUUAGUGCAAAUUUUGCUGGUAGCACUUCGUGCUGCACUAUUUAGUGGUAGCUUUUGUCUUAACCAUCAUGGCACUACAGUUCUUAGCAGGAAAUCAUUUUUGAGUCAAAUGGUGCAUUCUUCUGGUGCACUCGAAAUGUCAGCGCAUUCUUCAAUGGGUAUGGGGGGUUGACUAGUCAUAAAGAAGCAUUUUACGAGCUGUAUUGUUUUCUUAAAUGUGGCAUAUAUUGGUUUGAAAGGUGCUAUCAACUACAGGAUGCCAUUUUUUAAGCAUUUUGUCUCUUAACAUUUGAUUUUAGUUCAUUUUAAGUACUUUGCCACUGGAUGUCUUGUCACUUGUACAGUUGAUUUUAAAGAAUGUUGUCAUGUGGUAAUCUCCUUGCAGUGUCCUGCACUUUGAUCUUCUUGUGAUAUUUUUUUUUAUUGUAUGUAUGCGUGUGUGUGUGUGCAGUUUAUGUGUAGGGCUUCCAGUUGGCCCAUGGUUAGGAAUAAUUUUGGAAUUAGCUUAUUGUAGGACAUUCCAAGAACAGGUAUAAAGUAAAACGGCUUCAAUUUCAGAUGUAACUUGUGGUAGCAGAAAAAGCAGAUCUGUUCCAUGUUAUGCAGUUGAACUGCCUGUGUGUAAGUAUGCGAAAGAUGAUGCUCCGCAGUCAUGUGAUGCACUUAAAUUACCUGUGUUAAAAUAUAUGCAAUAUACCAUCCAUAAUAUUCAUUGUUGCCAUUUCAUUUUGUUUCAGCAAGUUUUAUUUUUCUGCAUGAGGUCAGUAUAGCAGUUUCUUGCGUGUUUUAUUGACAUGUGCCAAACUCAACAGUUAUGUACAUCCAGUUUUUUUUUUUUGUUAUGGGUGCUGUUUAGCACUGCCUUUGUUUUCCUCCACUUUUAAUAAGUAUUGAGUUCCAGGCAUGUCAUAGCAUUUGUUUACUCGCUUCAAGAAAAUCCAUUUGAAGUGGUAUUAGCGCAGCAUGAUGCUCACACACUGUUUUGUCAAAGCUUGCGAUUGUGAUGUGGGCCCCCGGAUUUGCUUGCAGUUUGUGGCUUGUAAAUAGCAUUGUAGGUGAAUCUUGUUGCCAGCUCGUUUCGUAAUUUAGCUUAUCUCUGCUGCCUGUGCUUGCCUCUUCUAUGUGAAAAGUGCUUUUACAAAAGGUUACUACUUUUAAAACGUGUGCAGAGAAAGCACGUUGUGUUUUUGAGAUUUCGGGUUCCAUUAUGGACGCAUUUAUUUGAGCUGUGCAAAUGUGGAUUAGAAUGACCAGAAUCUUUCAAUAAAUAGAGUACAAAGACUA
Messenger RNA from Rhipicephalus microplus (southern cattle tick), 3292 nucleotides. It is a transcript of the gene Hex-A, whose product is annotated as Hexokinase A. The record is from RefSeq and is a predicted model, not a curated record. Gene Ontology annotation, biological process: intracellular glucose homeostasis; glycolytic process; glucose metabolic process. Gene Ontology annotation, cellular component: cytosol; mitochondrion. NCBI's taxonomy places the organism in Eukaryota, Metazoa, Arthropoda, Arachnida, Ixodida, Ixodidae. Gene Ontology annotation, molecular function: glucokinase activity; D-glucose binding; fructokinase activity.